This is a messenger RNA of Homarus americanus (American lobster), 1922 nucleotides long. Its product is annotated as activating signal cointegrator 1-like. Bases 107 to 1720 code for a protein of 537 amino acids. Gene Ontology annotation, biological process: regulation of DNA-templated transcription. The record is from RefSeq and is a predicted model, not a curated record. Gene Ontology annotation, cellular component: nucleus. The transcript is spliced from 2 exons. Lineage: Eukaryota; Metazoa; Arthropoda; Malacostraca; Decapoda; Nephropidae. Gene Ontology annotation, molecular function: zinc ion binding.
UUCCCAAACACUGACAGUCAUACACAGUGUAACAGAUUAGUUGCACACGGCUGCUGGCCUGUAAACUCCUCAAUUAUUUAACAGAUUCACAUCUAGCUGGUACAAGAUGGCUUCCCUAGAGAAAUGGGCUUGUGAGGAGCUGGAGAAGUUGGGUAUACCUGAUCCUGGGGAUAUUGUGCGUUACCUGCAACCCAUCGAGAACCCUUCAGAAGUUGAAGAUUAUUUGGUAUCUAUGCUGGACUUGAACAAAACAUCUCACCAGAAGUUUAUUGAGAUGUUCUUGAAGAAACAAGAAGAGGCAAAGUCAAAUGUUGAUACUAGGUUUUAUAGGAAACCAGAUUUGGAAGACACUAUGGGAUUCAAAAUAAAUGAAAACAAGAAAAAACAAAAAAGCCCAAAAGAGAUUGUUACUUCCAAUGGCAAAAGUCAGAAAGAGUUGUCUUCUAGUUCUAAUGCUCCUAACUCUGCAACAGCUUCACUAAAGAAGAAGACCAAGUUUGUUAGCUUAUACUCUGAUGAAGGCCUGACUAGGGAUGUCGUUCUCUUAAGUGGGAGACAUAAGUGUGACUGUCAAGCGAGUAAACACAAACUGAUUAGCAAUUGUCUAAAGUGUGGUCGAAUUGUAUGUGAGCAGGAGGGUUCAGGACCAUGUCAGUUUUGUGGCAACAUGGUAAUCACAAAAGAAGAAAAGGAGUUGCUGAACCGAGGCUCACGUAAAUCAGAAGCACUUCAAAAGCGGCUCUUCAGUGAGAAAAAUGCUAUAGUUAAUGAAGCUCCUUCUGAAACUGUACCAUCUACUGAAGACUUACAAAGGGCUGUUGAACACAAAAACAAGCUGCUGGAGUAUGACCGUACAAGUGAAAAGAGGACUAAAGUUUUUGAUGAUGAGAAUGACUACUUCAAUGUCAACUCUCGGUGGCUGAAUCAAGAGGACAAAAUGAGGCUUCAAAAACGAGAAGAGGAACUUAGAAAGAAAAGAUUUGACAGAAGUAAUCAGACUAUUACCAUUGACUUCUGUGGCCGCAAGACUAUAAGUGAGGAACAGAUAAGUGGUGUUUAUGAUCCAGAUGAUCCAUUGGUUAGAGAAAUUCUGGAAGGCAAAACCAAUGACAUAUUUUCUGCCCCAGAUAGAGAAGAAUCUAACCCAAAAGUAGAGGUAAAUCGUCCCACGUACACUGAUACAGGUCUUUGUACAGGCAAAGGACGGAGCAGUAGUAAGUUUAGUAAAACUGGAACAACACUCCGUUUACAAGACCGUGAACUGCAGGAAAUGACUGAUGAUGGGAUGUGUCUGAGCAUGCACCAGCCAUGGGCAUCACUGUUGGUGGCUGGGAUCAAGGUUCAUGAAGGAAGAAUGUGGUAUUCUCCUCAUCGAGGUAGGUUGUGGAUUGCUGCUGCUGCGAAGGUGCCAACCCCAGAAGAGGUCAGACAGUUAGAGCAUAUGUAUAGUGUUGUUCUGAAGGAUGAGAACCUGCCAUUCCCUCAUCAUUAUCCCACUGGCUGUCUUCUGGGAUGUGUAGAUGUUACCGAUAUUCUUCCCCAAGAAGAAUACAGAAAUAAAUACCCAGAUGGAGAAAGUGAUAGCCCUUAUGUUUUUGUCUGUGAAAAUCCUCAAGAAAUGAUCAUUAAAUUUCCAAUGAAAGGGCAACAUAAAAUAUACAAAAUGGAUCCUAAAAUUCAUCAAGCAGCAAAGAAAGCUCUAAGAGUAAGGGAAGAGUAAUGCACCCUGUGUCUGUAGAUGAAUAUUAUGUGGUUAUUGUACUACUGCAGUGUAUAUUACUUAAUAAACUUCUUUCACUUAGUACACUAACUAUUAUUUAAGGGUAAUGUCUUCUGAAAUAACAAGAAAAUAUUGGUUUUGGUUAAACUGGCAUUGUGACAACUUUAAUGGAUAUGAAUAAAAAACUGCAUACGGUACUUUA